AUGCCAUGGGGGCUUAGGGGUGAGGAUGGUUCGGGUAAUCAAGAUGACUAUGCUUUGGCGCGUGUGGGAAAGAAACCUAUUCUCAAGCGACAAUUUGGUUUCAUGUCCAUUUUGGGGUUCAGUUGUACCAUUUUGGCAACAUGGGAGGGUAUCCUUUCGACAUUUACAAUGCCAUUUGAAAAUGGAGGUCCUGCCGGCACGAUUUACAGUUUCAUUAUAGUCUGGGCCGGCAUAUGUGCGACAUUCAUCACCAUGUCCGAGCUCGUUUCGAUGGCACCGACUUCUGGUGGACAGUACCACUGGGUUUCCAUGUUAUCCCCGCCAUCCUGUCAAAAGUAUAUGAGUUUUGUGACUGGCUGGCUUAUUGUCAUCGGCUGGUUGGGCGCCUUUGCCUCGUCCGCAUACCUGAGUUCUUCGCAGAUCCAGGGCUUGAUCGUCCUCGAUCACAGUUCCUACGUCGCCCAGCCCUGGCAUACCCUCCUCCUCUACUGGGCCGUCACAGCUUUUACCGUGUUCGUGAACGUGUUCGCCAGCAGUCUCUUGCCGAAAUUUGAAGGCCUUGUUCUUGUGAUUCAUAUCAUUGGAUUCUUCGCCAUCUUGAUCCCGCUCGUCUACCUCGGUGAACGCAACUCGGCCAAAGAAGUCUUCACCACAUUCUCCAAUGGUGGUGGCUGGCAGACAGAGGGCUUGUCAUUCUUAAUCGGAAUGACCGGGAACAUGUUCGCAUUUACCGGCGCCGACGCAGCUGUACACAUGAGCGAAGAAAUUCAAAACUCAGCCGUAGUAGUGCCCAUCUGCAUCAUGACUACAGUUGUCCUCAACGGCCUGCUCGGUCUCGGAAUGAUCAUGGCCGCCCUCUUCACCAUGACAGACGUCGAAGCCGCUCUCAACUCUUCCACCGGGUACCCCUUUAUGGAGAUAUUCCUGAGCGCCACCAAAUCCGUCCCCGGAAGUACGGUCAUGUCCGCCCUUAUCCCGAUUCUGGUCGUUGCAACCGCCGUCGGGUGUCUGGCUUCGUCUUCUCGGAUGGUUUGGUCUUUUGCUCGUGACCGUGGUAUGCCUGGAUCAUCGUGGUUGAGCAAGGUGAGCUCUCAAGCGGUUCCUCAGUAUGCCAUCUCCGUCGUAACGGGGGUUGGCGCUCUCCUCGGCCUGAUCAUUCUCGGUUCAUCCGCUGUCCUCAACGACGUGGUCUCUCUCACUGUCAGCGCCCUUUAUGGCUCAUAUUUACUCUGCGCGGCACUAUUCCUCUACAAUCGCCUGAUGGGUAACAUCAGCUCGCCAGCCGAUCCCUCUUCAGACUCCGAUGUGGUUGUCAACACUCCCGGUGCACCUCUCGUCUGGGGCCCCUUCCGCCUACCCCCAGUCCUGGGUGUCAUCUGUAACGUCUGCGCAGUUGUCUAUUUAACCGUGGGAAUCUUCUUCAGUUUCUGGCCUAGCGACCGACAGACUACCAGCGAGGCCAUGAACUAUGCCGUCGUGGGCACGGCUGGUACACUUAUUCUUAGCACUAUCUACUAUUUCCUGUAUGCCAAACGAGUGUAUACAGGACCAGUCGUGGAAAUCGACCGAACUUGA
This is a messenger RNA of Aspergillus wentii DTO 134E9, 1575 nucleotides long. RefSeq lists its product as uncharacterized. The transcript is spliced from 8 exons. The record is from RefSeq and is a predicted model, not a curated record. The coding region runs from base 1 to 1575 and encodes 524 amino acids. Gene Ontology annotation, biological process: transmembrane transport. Lineage: Eukaryota; Fungi; Ascomycota; Eurotiomycetes; Eurotiales; Aspergillaceae. Gene Ontology annotation, cellular component: membrane. Gene Ontology annotation, molecular function: transmembrane transporter activity.